CUCAGUAACCACUGUCUUAAGCAAUUGUUGUCUACACCAUUCUCCCUUUCAAGAACACACCAGAAACAAUCAUCACCUCCAUCAUCAUGUUGAAGCCACAGCUUCAUCAAUCCCCAUCUGCCUCCCCAGCCUUGGUCCCAUUAAGCAAGCCGUCUAGCCAAGCCAAUGGCGGGAUCGCAAUUUUACCGGCGCAGUCCGCGCCUGCGCUCCAAAAGAGCCCUAGAAGCGCUCAAGUGGGGAUUGCAUCAAGUACGAUUCAAGCGGUUGCCAGCCCAAGCACUGUCGAGAGGUCUACGUUAGUUAAAGCGACAGUGACCGUGAAACCCAGCACCGGCGGGUUCUUCUCGGAACUCGGGAUAAGCGGAGGGCUCGAUAAAAUUACCGAUUUGAUGGGGAAAACGCUCCUCUUGGAGCUUGUUAGUGCAGAGCUUGACCCCAAGACGGGACAAGAGAAGGGGACAAUCAAAGGGUACGCAUACAAGAAUGGCCAGGACCACGAGGAGGUGACGUAUGAGUGCAAGUUCGAGGUCGGAGAGGAGUUCGGGGAGGUCGGGGCGAUCUUUGUGGAGAACGAGCACCACAAGGAGAUGUACCUCAAGGACAUCGUCCUCGACGGGUUCACGGAUGGCCCUCUUAGCAUCAGUUGCAACUCUUGGGUUCACUCCACUCAUGAUAACCCACAGAAGCGAGUCUUCUUCACCAAUAAGUGCUAUUUACCAACCGAAACGCCAAGUGGGCUCAGAAGACUGAGAGAGGAGGAGCUGGCAACCCUGCGAGGGACUGGCCAAGGCGAGAGAAGUCCCGAGAGGAUAUACGAUUACGAUGUGUACAAUGACCUGGGGAAUCCAGACAGCGACGCAGAUAAGAAGAGGCCAGUGCUUGGAGGCAAAGAGCUCCCCUACCCUAGACGAUGCCGGACAGGGCGCCCUCGGAGCAAGACCGAUCCACAGUCGGAAUCGAGGAGCGGGAGCAUAUACGUACCUCGAGACGAACAAUUCUCGACGAUAAAGCAACUGACGUUUUCGGCGAAGACAGUGUACUCGGUGGUGCACGCACUGAUCCCGUCGCUAGAGACGGCAAUAGUCGACUCCGACCUAGGGUUCCACUUCACCACCAUCGACGAGCUCUUCAACGAAGGCAUCAACUUGCCCCCGUUGCAGAAGCAAGGUUUCCUCAAGGACCUCUUCCCUCGGCUCGUCAAAACCAUCACUGAUGCCUCCGAGGAUGUUUUGCGCUUCGAAACCCCUGAAACCAUGAUCCGUGACAGAUUUUUUUGGUUUAGUGACGAAGAGUUUGCUCGUCAAACACUAGCGGGAAUUAAUCCCUAUGCGAUCCAGUUGGUCACGAAAUGGCCCUUGAGGAGCGAGCUUGACCCUAAGAUCUAUGGCCCACCCGAAUCAGCCAUCACAACAGAGAUCAUUGAAAGGCAAAUCAAGGGCUACAUGACAGUAAAUGAGGCCAUGGAGCAAAAGAAGCUGUUUAUGCUGGACUACCACGACCUGUUCCUACCAUACGUGAACAAAGUGAGGCAGCUCGAGGGGACAACUCUGUACGGGUCGAGAAUGCUCUUCUUCUUGACCCCAGAUGAGACGUUGAAGCCACUCGCCAUCGAGCUCACACGACCGCCGACCGACGACGGGAAGCCGCAAUGGAAGCAGGUGUUCGUCCCAUCGUGCCACUCCACUAGUAUGUGGCUCUGGCGGCUCGCCAAGGCCCAUGUCCUCGCCCACGACUCUGGGCACCACCAGCUCGUCAGCCACUGGUUGCGGACUCAUUGUGCUACAGAGCCCUACAUAAUAGCAACAAAUCGGCAACUGAGCGAGAUGCAUCCGAUCUAUAAGUUGCUACACCCGCACUUCCGGUACACGAUGGAGAUCAAUGCGCUGGCCCGCGGGUAUCUGAUCAAUGGUGAUGGCAUCAUCGAGAGCACCUUCUCUCCCGGCAAGUACUCCAUGGAGCUCAGCGCCGUGGCCUACGACAAGCAGUGGCAAUUCGACUUACAAGGCUUGCCCAAUGACUUGAUUAGCAGAGGGUUGGCAGUGGAGGACCCAACGGCACCGCAUGGCCUCAAGCUAGCGAUCGAGGACUACCCCUUCGCCAACGACGGCCUCCUCUUGUGGGACGCCAUCAAGGAGUGGGUCACCAACUACGUCAAUCACUACUACCCCGACCCGAGCCGCAUCGCAUCGGACAAGGAGCUCCAAUCCUGGUGGACUGAGAUCCGGACCGUCGGCCAUGGCGACAAGAAAGACUCCCCUGGGUGGCCCGACCUCAAGAUCCCAUCGGACCUCAUCCACAUUAUCACCACCAUAGUCUGGGUGUCCUCCGGCCACCACGCUGCUGUCAACUUCGGCCAGUACACCUACGGCGGCUAUUUCCCGAACCGGCCCACCAUUGCCCGAACCAAGAUGCCCAUCGAGGACCCGACGGAAGGAGAGCUCAAGAUGUUCUGGGACAAGCCCGAGGUCGCGCUCCUCACGUGCUUCCCAUCGCAGAUCCAGGCGACAAAGGUGAUGGCAAUCCUCGACGUGUUGUCGAACCACUCUCCGGAUGAGGAGUACCUGGGGCAGGAUCCGGAACCGGCAUGGAAGGAGGAGCCGAUGAUAAACGCGGCGUUUGAGAGGUUCCAUGGGAGGCUGAAGGAGCUUGAGGGCAUCAUCGACGCGAGGAACACUGACCAAAGGUUUAAGAAUCGGAGUGGAGCCGGGAUCGUGCCGUAUGAGCUCUUGAAGCCGUUCUCCGAGCCCGGCGUGACCGGGAAGGGAGUUCCAUACAGCAUUUCCAUUUGAGGAAACGAUAUUUCGCGGCAGUGGCAAUGGUGUCUGCUGAUAAAAACACCUUUCUUUUCAUUUUGUAGAAUAAGAGGAGUGCGGCAUAUGCCGAUGUUAAUGUGAUCAUCCUAAUUUGUGGA
Molecule: messenger RNA, 2911 nt
Organism: Eucalyptus grandis
Lineage: Eukaryota; Viridiplantae; Streptophyta; Magnoliopsida; Myrtales; Myrtaceae
Product: linoleate 13S-lipoxygenase 2-1, chloroplastic-like
Biological process (GO): lipid oxidation
Molecular function (GO): protein binding; oxidoreductase activity, acting on single donors with incorporation of molecular oxygen, incorporation of two atoms of oxygen; metal ion binding
Source: RefSeq, a predicted model, not a curated record